Plasmodium malariae is the source of this 753-nucleotide messenger RNA. RefSeq names its product fam-m protein. The transcript has 2 exons. NCBI's taxonomy places the organism in Eukaryota, Apicomplexa, Aconoidasida, Haemosporida, Plasmodiidae. The coding region runs from base 1 to 753 and encodes 250 amino acids. The record is from RefSeq and is a predicted model, not a curated record.
AUGGAACAAAGUAUUAUAUCAAUCUUAUUUAUUAAAAUUUCUGCGUAUAUCCUGUUAACUUGGAUAUGUCAUUUUGACAAUGAUUACAUGUUCAGAACGUCGUUAGAUAACUAUAAACUAGAUAUAAAAUUAGUUAGAAGACAAUAUAGAAUAUUAGUAAAAUAUAAACAGAAUAAAUAUUCAAAGUUUGCAGAUUUAAAAGAAGAUAUGUCAAAUAAAGUAAAGUACGAAAAAAAAGAUUCAUAUGAUAAAGAAAAUGUGUUAAAAAGUAAAAACAGAAAAUUUAAUAAAGGUCUAUUAAAUAAAGCGCAAUAUUAUACAGAAUUCAUUGAUUAUAGAAAUGGAAUGUUUGAUGGAAAACAUUUCCAUUUUGAAAAAAAAUGGAUAAAAAAAAAAGAUUAUGAUGAUUACAUUGAAAAAAACAAGAGAAUUGGUGAUAUAGCACUAAAAAAAAUAAAAUUUAGAAAAUGUAGAUAUGGAAUUGCUAUGCUUUUUUUUUUUUUCCUUUUGGGUAUAGGAUUAUCUAUAUCAUGUAAAUUCGAGAAGACGUCUGGAGGUGCAACCAAUAGUGGAAUAGAUCAUCAGAUUUUACAAUUCCUUAAAGGAAUAUUAGGUUUAAAUAAUGAAGGACAUGUUUAUAUAUUAUUAUUUGCAGUAACUUUCAUUAUGUUAUCAAUCUUAAUUAUAAUAGCUAUUUAUAAGAUCUUAAGAAAUAAUGAAAAAUAUCAAAUAUUUAAGUUGAUAACAGAGUAA